Messenger RNA from Hermetia illucens (black soldier fly), 1224 nucleotides. RefSeq names its product GTP-binding nuclear protein Ran (gene Ran). The transcript is spliced from 3 exons. Gene Ontology annotation, molecular function: GTPase activity; GTP binding. Gene Ontology annotation, cellular component: nucleus; cytoplasm. Bases 168 to 815 code for a protein of 215 amino acids. Lineage: Eukaryota; Metazoa; Arthropoda; Insecta; Diptera; Stratiomyidae. The record is from RefSeq and is a predicted model, not a curated record. Gene Ontology annotation, biological process: protein import into nucleus; ribosomal subunit export from nucleus.
GUCAUUGCGUACAUGCCGGCAAAAAUUCUCAAGGCAUCCAAUACGACGAUAACUUCACAGUGUACUCAGCCACUGUGUGGAACGCCAUUGUUGACCGAAUCGACUUGUGCUUAGCGGAAUAUAAAUCUUUAAAUUUCCACUUCAUCACAAAAUAAGACAUUUAGAAAAUGGCUCAGGAAGCAGAUAUUCCAACUUUCAAAUGCGUAUUAGUUGGUGAUGGUGGUACUGGCAAAACAACAUUCGUCAAACGCCACAUGACCGGUGAAUUCGAAAAGAAAUACGUUGCAACUCUCGGUGUCGAGGUACAUCCACUUGUAUUCCACACUAAUCGCGGCGCUAUUCGAUUCAACGUCUGGGAUACAGCUGGCCAAGAGAAAUUCGGUGGACUGCGCGAUGGCUACUACAUUCAGGGACAGUGCGCCAUCAUCAUGUUCGACGUAACAUCGCGUGUUACAUACAAAAACGUCCCGAAUUGGCACAGAGAUUUAGUUCGUGUCUGCGAGAAUAUUCCAAUUGUACUGUGUGGCAAUAAAGUCGACAUUAAGGAUCGUAAAGUGAAAGCCAAAAGCAUCGUUUUCCACAGAAAGAAGAAUCUUCAGUAUUACGACAUCUCAGCCAAAUCGAACUACAACUUCGAGAAACCCUUCUUAUGGUUGGCCCGCAAACUCGUCGGCGAUCCAAACCUAGAAUUCGUUGCAAUGCCAGCUCUUCUCCCGCCCGAGGUCAAAAUGGACAAGGAAUGGCAGAUCCAGAUCGAGAAGGAUUUGCAAGAGGCACAGGAAACCGCUCUGCCCGAAGAGGAUGAAGACUUGUAGAAGAAAGAAAGAAUAAAACCAAACUUUAAAAUUAAAAACAAAUUUAACAUUAUUAUUUCAUUCGUGGAACUAGUUCUCGAGCUCCCCAUUCUGUUGCACCUUUCAACGUUUUAUUUGAGGGCGAUUUUACUCAGAAUCGGUUCGCUUCAUUGGGGAAGGGAGAAUUGAGAUCUCUCUCAGCAGUUUUUUCGAGUUUACGCCAUAUUUCCAGUUGAAGUUCUUUUUUGUAUUAGUUACUAUUUUUUUUCUUUAGAAAAUGGUGUGAACGCAAUUGUUAUGUCUUGAUUAAAGUGUUAACGAACGUAGGAGUGGUUUAAACUUCUAAUGCACUUUUUCGACUAUAUUGUAAGAUUUUUAUGUGGAAUGAACCAUUCGUUUGAGAAUAAAUAAGAGUAAUUUAAACGAUAAA